AUGGCACCGAUCGAGCCCCGCGAUGCUGCUGCUGCACUUUCCGUCUACUCCGUGAGAGUUUCCAACGUUGUGACGAUCACGUCAUACUUGUUUGUUGUGAUAUCCUUCACGGUGACGACCUCCUUGGUCGUUUUCUGCUACUGCGGUUUGUCUGCCGGGUUCGACAUCUUCCCUGCUCAAGAACCUUUGCAGAAAUCGGCAGACCAGUCAGGCUUUGAUACCACUGAAAGAACAGGGAUCUAG
Linum trigynum is the source of this 243-nucleotide messenger RNA. NCBI's taxonomy places the organism in Eukaryota, Viridiplantae, Streptophyta, Magnoliopsida, Malpighiales, Linaceae. The record is from the annotation of a GenBank genome assembly.